AUGGGACGAUUGAUUAUAUGUGUAGUGCUCCUGACUUCCCAACUUCAGAUCCAGGCACAAACUGCUCUAAGCUAUGACCAAGCACGGCAAGCUGUUCUCACGGCGGAGGAGGAGCUGAUGACUGGUGGACACACGUACCUGAACACGCAGGAGGCCAAGGUGGACGAUAUAUUCAUGGAGUACAAGCUCGGAGAGCUGGCCCAAGGAUAUCGGAAUGCGGAUCAGAAUGCGGCAGCUCUGCAUUUUUUCAAGGCAAAGCCGCUGAUUGAUCGGAGUGCGAUAUUCCGGUUUCUUCAGAAGAUGCCCAAGGGCGCGGUGCUUCACCUGCACAACACCGCAUCCGUGAGCUCCAAGUGGGUGGUGGACGACUUGUCGUACAUGCCCGGUCUGCUGCGCUGCACGACGGCUACAGGGCGAAGUGUCCUGACAUUCCGCAGGACCCCAAAGGAGCACAGAUGCCAGUCGCAAUACGUGCUUGUUUCCGAUGAGCGGCGUAACUCGUUGGAUCGCAAGAUCUACGAUCGGAAUUUCGAACGCCUGAUCAAUUUGUACACCCCAGUUCCAGAGCUGGAGUACCCCACAAUUACCCAUGUUUGGGAUCGGUUCCAGGACAUGUUCGACACUCUGAACGAUGCCCUAACCUAUUUGCCUGCCUUUCGCGCUUAUCACUGGCAGAUGCUGGAGGAGCUUUACAAUGACAAUGUGAUGUACGCAGAGAUUCGGACUAGUUGCAAAAUGAUCUAUGACGCCAGUGGACGCACUUUUCCCAGAGAGCGUACUAUACGCGAGCUCUAUGCCAUUAACGAGAAGUUUGUGAAGCUGCAUCCGGAUUUUCUGGGCUUCAAAAUCAUUAUGGCCGUCUAUCGUGGCUUUAAAGUGGAUCGGCUUAACAAUCUCCUUGAGGAAUUUAAGGCCUUGCACCAAGCAUGGCCCGACUUUCUGGUUGGAUUCGAUUUGGUGGGUCAAGAGGACAAGGGAAAACCACUUUAUUCCUUACUGCCUGUCCUAAGAGAUCUUCCGCCAACAUCUCGGCUUUUUCUACAUGGCGGAGAGACCAAUUGGUUUGGUGCCUCAACGGACAUCAAUCUGCUGGAUGCUCUGUUGCUGAACACCACUCGCAUUGGCCAUGGUUAUGCUCUGGCCAAGCAUCCCAUCCUUAUGAAUGCCGUGAAGUCGCGCCGGAUUGCCGUGGAGCUUAAUCCCAUUUCGAAUCAGGUUCUCCAUCUGGUUUGGGACAUGCGCAACCAUCCGGGUGCCCAGUAUCUGGCCCUCGAUGUGCCCGUGGUGAUAUGCAACGAUGAUCCUGGGUUCUGGAAUGCCAAGGGCCUGAGCUACGACUUCUAUUAUGCCAUCAUGAGCCUGGCGCCCAACAAUGCGGGGCUAAAGGUCCUGAAGGCUCUGGUGUGGAAUUCGGUGCGCUACUCCACGCUGACGGAGGAGGAACAGACGAAAGCUUUCAAAAUACUGGAACUCAGCUGGUCGCGAUUCACAGACAAUGUGCUGAAUGGCAGAGUAUUUUAAAUUAACUUAUUACGGAAAAUAAACAGCCAAAGAGUUUAUAAUUCAUUAGUAAAG
Messenger RNA from Drosophila erecta, 1575 nucleotides. It is a transcript of the gene Adgf-C, whose product is annotated as adenosine deaminase 2. Gene Ontology annotation, molecular function: adenosine deaminase activity. The record is from RefSeq and is a predicted model, not a curated record. The coding region runs from base 1 to 1521 and encodes 506 amino acids. The transcript has 6 exons. Gene Ontology annotation, biological process: inosine biosynthetic process; adenosine catabolic process. NCBI's taxonomy places the organism in Eukaryota, Metazoa, Arthropoda, Insecta, Diptera, Drosophilidae.